AUGGGUGGCAUGUGUAUGUCUUCGUGUUGUGGUGGUGGUGGUGACGAUGAUGGUUCGAGUUUAAUAACACAUCUCAUCAUCAUUCUGGUCGUCUGUCUCUCUCUCAUGGCCGUCUGCACCUCCAAUGAACGCCGUACAGCCGUCCGUGUUGUCCGGUGCCGUUGACCGGUAUAUCAUCUGACAUCUAUAUAUCAAAUCACAACUCUACAAAAAAUAAAAAGAUUUCUUCGGAUUCUUUUUUUAUAAAUGUAUGUUUUGAUUCUUGGUUACUGAUAAAUAAAAGAUAUUUUGGCUUUGGUUCUU
Molecule: messenger RNA, 303 nt
Organism: Eutrema salsugineum
Lineage: Eukaryota; Viridiplantae; Streptophyta; Magnoliopsida; Brassicales; Brassicaceae
Exons: 1
Coding region: 1-165 (54 amino acids)
Source: RefSeq, a predicted model, not a curated record